Molecule: messenger RNA, 3441 nt
Organism: Leguminivora glycinivorella
Lineage: Eukaryota; Metazoa; Arthropoda; Insecta; Lepidoptera; Tortricidae
Product: zinc finger protein 668-like
Exons: 11
Coding region: 605-2644 (679 amino acids)
Biological process (GO): regulation of transcription by RNA polymerase II
Cellular component (GO): nucleus
Molecular function (GO): DNA-binding transcription factor activity, RNA polymerase II-specific; RNA polymerase II transcription regulatory region sequence-specific DNA binding
Source: RefSeq, a predicted model, not a curated record
UAUUAUUAGUAUUAGUACAGCUUCCUUUUCCCUUUGGGCUCCCUUCCUCUGAAAGGAAUUUGUUUUGUUUGCUACUAAUUUAGAUUUGAUACAAACAGAGACUACAUUUGAUUAAAUUAAUUAUAAAGAUAUAUCACAUCGUAUUUUGCAAUCAGUUCGUAAGCCGGGCUCGAAUGAUUGUUUACAAAUUGAUAUAUUUCGCGUUAAAAUAGAAGAUAAAAGUUUCUGACUUCUAAAAUAUAUUGAUUUUUAGUUAGAAUAGCUGAAAGUUACUUGCGCAACGCUACUGGACAAUCGAUUGCCGUAUCAAUUGUCAUUGUCAAAAACGCUAGGUUUGGGAGAUAAAAACGAAUAUACGUACACACAUACAGAACAAGAUCAGCCAUCUUUUUGGGGUUUUCGGCUAAAGUGAUUCGUGUAAAUGUGAAUUUCAAGUUCUUAAAUAGUGAAACAGUGAAUAAACUUAAUAAAAUGUGCCAAAAACUUUAAAAUAAAGUGAAAAACUUGUGUUUCAUCUAUAAAAAUAAAAAGGAUGUAGUUCUUACAGUCAUAAACUAAUUCGUUAAAUGAAGCAGAAUUUUACUCUUACCUUACCUAAAUAAAAAUGGCAAAUGAGGAAGAAUUACAAAAUCCUCUUUCAGUUGUGAAUGUUGUGAUAAAAAGUGAGCCUAUAGAACAUGUUUUGGAAAUUAAAUUGGAGCCCCUAGAUGAAGAAGAGACAGGUCCAGAAGAAUUUAAUUCCAGCGUUAAAGAGAAAUAUGAAGAAGGAACGGUUGAUGAAUUUGUUUCUGAUGCGCCUGAGGAGAUAACUAUCAAGGUUGAGCCUACUUUUUAUAGCAGCGAUGAUGAACUGGACCUAGCCAGCUACGUCUUGACGAAAGCUCAAGAAACUGCCUCACAACAGAAUUUUUUUACCCUGAGCCCUCAUGUAAAAAAGCCAAGGAUUCCAAGGAAGGCAAAAGAUCAGGAUGAGGACUAUAUGCCGUCGAAAAAAAAGAAAAAGAUUAAAAAUAACGUAGUGAAGAAACCGUUUACAAACAAGACAAAGAAAAAAGAAAACUGUUACUCUGACGAAGUAAACAAGAACAUAGAGUUAGUGACCAUAACGGAGGAAGAGAGACAGAUAGAGUUCCGUGAGCUCUGGCAGACCCGGAAACAUAUGCGGUACUUCUGUGGGGACUGCGCUAUCGGCUUCGUCAUGGAGGAGCCCUAUUUGACGCAUAUGAAGGGUCAUGCUCCGGAAUCAGGCGAGUUCAUGUGCGAGAUUUGUCGAUGUCGCGGCAACAAUAAGGAGCAAAUGUACAAGCACAAACUGCGGCAUUACCGGCGAUACCGCUGUGGUAUCUGCAAACGGGUGUUUAAAGACAAGGAAACGGCAUCGAGUCACGUGAUGAGCGAACAUGUCCACGAAGCUUUCACCUGUGGAGAGUGUGGCAAAGGAUUUAGGAGACCAGCCUACCUCAAGAAACAUGUCGCGCAACAGCACACAAAAGAACAAGAACACGAGUGCCCAAUAUGCGAGCGAGUGUUUUUCCACCGAAGCAUGUACAACACGCACGUGAGGCGACACAAUGAAGAAGUCCGCAACCCAAUCAACCAGCUCUUCAUCUGCGAUCUCUGCUCCAAGCAUCUCAAAACGAAGCAAGCCUUGCGGCGCCAUCUAGCAAUCCAUGAGAAAACUCGCAACAUACCUUGCUCGCUCUGCCCAUCCGUAUUCCAUACGAAGAAAGGUCUUAGACUACAUGAGCGUAAUAAACACUCAGAAGAUAAAGAACGCCGUAUGCUACAGCAGUGUCCACAAUGCGACCGCGAAUGCACCACUCCCGCUUUGCUGCGACAACACAUCAGGAGGAUGCACACUGAUAGGACCAAAAAAUACCAGUGCGACCAUUGCAAGCGUUUCUACUGGAGUAAAGGCGAGAUUCGUUCCCACAUCGUGUGGUCCCACGCGCCGAGUCGCGGCAAACGCGCGCUUUUCUGCUGCGGGCGCGAAUUCCGUACACGGAGUCGAUUGAAGGACCAUAUAGCGAUACAUCAUUUGGGACACGAGAGGGAGAGAAUACAUAAGUGCGACCAGUGUGACAAGGCUUUUGCGAACAAACAAGUCCUAACCCGCCACAAGAAGAGCCACGCCGACUUUACCUACCCCUGCCCCGAGUGCGGGCUCCGCUUCAAAAGCGGGGCCUACGUCAAGGUGCACCAGCAGCUCAAACACCUCAACAUGACACGGGCAGAGAUCAAGGCUUUAAAACAGGCUAGGAAAGCUCCGCCCAAAGGUUUGCGACCCCUGUCAGUGGCGCCCGGCCAAAAAGGUUUACGACCCCUGUCAGUGACACCCAACGGUUUGCCACCACAGUCAGUAACACCAAACCUAAAAGAUUCACCCAACGGUUUGCCACCGCUGUCAGUGACACCAAACCUAAAAGAUUCACCCAAAGGUUUGGGACCUCUAUCAGUGGCGCCCAACCUAAACGAUUUAUCAUCGGAUUUAAAAGGUUUGCAACGCAUGCCGCUCAAUGAGCCUGAAGAUUUAAGUGUGAGAAAGAUGAGUUUUGAGACAGUGUUAGUGAAACAAGAAGUGGAUAGUGAAAAUGAGUAUAGUGUGCCGCUGUUCGAUUUGGAGGAUUUGAAAAGUAAGGUGUAAUGUAAUAAUAUAAGCCAGGGUAUAAUAAUGUGAGUCUAAAAUGACUAAAAAAGAGGUCACGUAAUUAAGGCACUGGUCCCACUGCGAGCUAGUAAGUUAUGAGCUAUCGGCUAUAAAAACGAACAAAAGAUAAGCACCCCCAUGCAAAUAAAAGAGACACGGCGAUUUUAAUAGCUCACCGCUGGGCGAGUAACUAUAAACAUCGCCGUGUCUCUUUUAUUUGCACAUGAGUGAUAUAUCUUGAUAUCUUUUGUUCUUUUUUAUAGCCGAUAGCUCAUAGCUUACUAGCUCGCGGUGGGACCAGUGCCUUAUGGAUGACGCCUACUUAGUGAAUACCCCCAAAAAUUAAAGCCAUUUUGAUAGUAUUUCUGUUUAAAGCAUUUAUCUAGUCUUCACAUUGUAUUGUGAUGUAAAAUAGAUUAUAGGAGAGUAGUGCAAAUGUUAAAGUAUUAUAAUCAAAGGUGGACAGAGGAUCAGAGUGUGAUAGAGAUAGAAAUAGGGUCGUGUUACGAAGUUAUUCGUACUCAGUGUAUACGCAUACUUUAGUUAAAUUUUACAGACUAUUAAGUAUAUUCGUUAAGUUAGUUACCAAAAGUAUCUGGUGGAUUCACAUUACCGGACACAGAUGAAAAUAUUAAUUUAGUUACCCAUGUGUCGCGUAGUGUUGUGUAGGAAGCGUUGGUAGCCUAGCGGUAAGUACGUGCGACUUUCGUUCCGGAGGUCGCGGGUUCGAACCCUGGCUCGCACCAAUAAGUUUUUCGGAAUUUAUGUGCGAAAUGUCAUUUGAUAUUAGUGCA